UAGCAGCGGUUGGGUUGAAUGUGCUUCUCGUAGCAAAACAACGACGCGCAUUCAGGGAUCAGCCACGGGAUGAUUACUAUGUCUUGAAUGAGACUAUAACAUACUGUAGCCUAUCUUGUCGGAUUGAAAACAGGCUAAACAUGCCACGGGUCGGAAAGGAGACUGACAGGCGAAUUGGCUGACUGGCUGUCCGUCAUGAAGAAGCGAGCCAAUAAGGCGCUGGAGCCGGAUGAGCCUCUGUGCUGCUGCGAAUAUGUGGACCGCCGCGGGGACCGGAGCCACGUGGCGGCAUGCUGCUGUGACUGCGAGGACCUGGACGAGGCCUGCGACAGAUGGCUGAAGAAGGAGCCCCAGAGGACGGACUCGUCGUCCCGUCUGGCUGCUCUGGUGGCUGACAGGCUCCGUGUUCCCUGGUUCUGGGGUGGAGCCCGGCGCGUCGACCUAUCGGUGCUCCCCCCGCUGCUCCUGCUCCCCGUCCUCCUACACAUCGCCGCCCUUCACUUCCUGUUGGGCAUCGUGGUUCUGACCGCACUGCCCGUCCUGGUUCUGUGGUACUACUACGUCACUCAUCGCAAGAAGGGCAGGACCCUGUUCUUCCUCAGCCUGGCCCUGUUCUCCCUGGGCUACAUGUACUACCUCUUCGUCACAGAGGUCUUCCUCAGGGGGGAUGUGGGGCUGACCCAGCUGUGUGCGGUGACCACCGGGCUGGUCCUGACGCUGGCCGCCCUUGUCCACACCAAACGAGAGCCGGGCUACGUGUUGCUUCACUCGGCCGGCCUCCACAGCGCCGUGGCCUAUUGCAGUCCCCCGCCGGACCGAGACCCCGCCCACAACGGGGCCAGGCCGGAGGUGGUGACGACCAGUCGGGGGAGUGGAUCUGAGCGGCCGGGCCAGGGGGCGGAGCCCAGGGAGAGUGGGCGGAGCCGGAGCUGGUGCUCCGUGUGCCGGGUGGAGCGCCCCCCACGGGCGGGUCACUGUCGGAUCUGCGGCGUCUGCAUCCUGCGUUUGGACCACCACUGCGUCUGGAUAAACAGCUGUGUGGGCCAGGCCAAUCACCGCAGCUUCCUGUUGACCCUGCUCCUCUUCCUGUUGACCUCUCUGUAUGGGACCAGUCUGGUGCUGAGCAGCGUGUGUCCGGAUCAGAACCGGCUCACUGCCCUGCUGUACUGCCCGGGAGUCUACAACCGGUUCAGCUCGGCCCUGUGUUUCACCUGCGCCUGGUACAGCAGCAUAGUGACCGGGGGUCUGCUCCACCUGCUGGCCGUGCAGCUCGUCAACGUGAGCUACAACGUGACGGAGCGGGAGGCGCGCCUCGCCCUGAGGGAGAAGGAGGCGCGCAGCGUCUGCUGGGGCCUCGUCGUUGACACGGGGGUAUACUCGCGCGGUUUCCGCAGCAACUGGGUGGAGUUCCUGACCAUGGGGCAGGGCCUGCGCGCCCGCUCGCCCCGCAUCACCGACGUGGUGUAGUCACGCCCUUCCGGGUCAUCGCCGCGCCGGCAGGAAGUGGUUGAUUGAUUGGACGAUUCAUGUAGAGGUUGCCCAUAGAAGCAGAUCUAGGAUCAUUUUAAAAUCAUACAUUCCGGAAUUAAACUGUUUGAUGGACAAAUGUAAAAUUGCACCUUCGUCCUGCUACAAGAUUUGGACAAGACUUUAUUUCACCACCAGAUGGCAGCACAAGUCCACACCACUAUCUCCACCGGUCUUCUCCUUGGUGUCUGUCUUCUUUUGUCUCUGUCUGUCUUCGACACAGUCUGUCAUUCUUGUCGUCUUCCUCCCCAGCCGGCCUGUCUCUCUGUCUGUCUUCCUCUCCGGCCGGCCUGUCUGUCUGUCUUUCUGUCCAGCCGGCCUGUCUGU
Esox lucius (northern pike) is the source of this 1854-nucleotide messenger RNA. It is a transcript of the gene zdhhc23b, whose product is annotated as zinc finger DHHC-type palmitoyltransferase 23b. Gene Ontology annotation, molecular function: protein-cysteine S-palmitoyltransferase activity. The transcript is spliced from 5 exons. Gene Ontology annotation, cellular component: endoplasmic reticulum; Golgi apparatus. The coding region runs from base 196 to 1467 and encodes 423 amino acids. The record is from RefSeq and is a predicted model, not a curated record. NCBI's taxonomy places the organism in Eukaryota, Metazoa, Chordata, Actinopteri, Esociformes, Esocidae. Gene Ontology annotation, biological process: protein targeting to membrane; peptidyl-L-cysteine S-palmitoylation.